CUCUUCUGUAACGCCAUCUUGGGUUUCCUGCAGAGCAGAAAGAAGGGAAGAGACGGUCGAAGAAUUUUACGAAUUGUGAAUAGGCCAAAUCCAAGAAGGUCAAGAUGGUGGAGGUUCAGCCUCGGGAGAUAAAGAUCCUCGAGACUGUCGAGGAUAUCCAGGAGAGGCGUAGCCAGGUCCUGGGACGCUACUCGAACUUCAAAGAUGCUACCAAGGAACGUAGGGAGCGGCUUGAGGAUGCCAGGCGCUACAUGUAUUUCAAGAGAGAUGCUGAUGAGUUGGAGAGUUGGAUUCUCGAGAAGUUGCAGACGGCAUCAGAUGAGAAUUUCAAAGACCCCACUAACCUCCAGGCGAAGAUCCAAAAGCACCAGGCUUUUGAAGCCGAGGUUGCUGCCCACUCAAAUGCCAUUGUCGUCCUUGACAACACUGGUAUGGAAAUGAUUAACGAGAAGCACUAUGCUUCAGAAACGAUCCAAGAGCGUCUGGAUGAGCUGCAUCGUCUGUGGGACUUGCUGCUCCAGAAGCUCAACAUCAAGGGUGUGCGUCUGCAACAGGCACUCCAGCUGGUUCAGUAUUUGAGGGAAGUUGAUGAGAUUCUAUUCUGGAUUCACGAUAAGGAAACAUUUGUAACAUCAGAAGAAAUCGGUCGCGAUUUAGAACAUGUUGAGGUACUGCAAAAGAAAUUUGAAGAAUUCCAGAAAGAUCUUCAGAGCCAUGAAGAUCGCGUGACAGAAGUGAAUCAGCUUGCCGAGAAACUCUUGGAAGAGACUCAUCCCGAGGAAGAGAAAAUCAAAGGAAAACAAGAUGAAAUGAACGAAGCAUGGGAACGUCUAAAGAACCUCUCCCGCCACCGCCAAGAACGUCUCUUCGGCGCCCACGAGAUCCAGCGCUUCAACCGUGACGUGGAUGAAACCAACGCCUGGAUCAACGAGAAGGAUGUGGUACUCUCCACUGAUGAUUAUGGCCGUGACUUGGCCAGCGUACAAGCUCUGCAGAGGAAACAUGAGGGCAUGGAGCGAGACUUGGUUGCCCUGGAAGAGAAAGUUGAUAACCUAAGCUCCGAGGCUGAUCGCCUUAGCGAGAUCCAUCCCGACCAUGCUGAGCAAAUCUGCUCCACGAGAGACAAGAUCAACGACCAAUGGAAAAACCUGAAGGGGAAAGGAGGAGACCGCAAGAUGCAUCUUGAUGACUCCUACAACCUGCACCGAUUCUUGACAGAUUUCCGUGAUCUUAUCAGCUGGAUCCACGAUAUGAAGGCAAUCAUAUCAGCUGAUGAUUUGGCCAAGGAUGUGGCCGGGGCCGAGGCUCUACUUGAGAGGCACCAGGAACAUAAGGGUGAAAUCGAUGCCAGAGAAGACAGUUUCAAGGCUACAGCUGAAGCUGGCCACAAGCUCCUCGAGUCUGACCACUACGCUGUCGAGGAGGUCAAGGAAAAACUUGUCACCUUGGCAAAUGAGAAAACCAGCCUCUUGGACUUGUGGGAGGAACGCAGGAUCCUGUACGAGCAGUGUAUGGAUCUGCAGCUCUUCUAUCGUGAUACUGAGCAAGCUGAAACUUGGAUGGCCAAACAAGAAGCCUUCCUGACCAACGAGGAUCUUGGUGACUCGCUUGACAGCGUUGAGUCCCUGAUCAAGAAGCAUGAAGAUUUUGAAAAGUCGCUCGCUGCCCAGGAGGAGAAGAUUAAGGCUUUGGAUGACUUUGCGACCAAGCUUAUCGAGAGCGAACACUACGCUUCGGAUGAUGUCGCUCACAGGCGUGAUCUGCUGAUCCAGCGCCGCAACAUCCUCUACGAGAAAUCCACAACCCGCAGACGUCUUUUGGAAGACUCCUACAGAUAUCAAAUGUUUGAGCGAGACUGCGAUGAGACAAAGGGCUGGAUCAACGAAAAAUUGAAAACAGCCGCUGAUGAGAACUAUAUGGAUCCUUCUAAUCUUCAAGGCAAGGUCCAGAAGCAUCAGACGUUCGACACAGAGAUAUUGGCCAAUGAGCAUCGCAUUGAUGACUUGCAGAAAUCGGGACAGGAGCUGAUUGAUAAUGAUCAUUACGCCCAGGACCCCAUCAAGGAGCGUCUUGAGGAGAUCCAGUCAUUAUGGGAACAGCUGAAGUCACAGAAAGACAAGAAAGGCAAGAAACUGAAAGAAGCCAGCGACCAGCAGCAGUUCAACCGUAACUGUGAGGACAUGGAGAUCUGGCUCUCUGAAUCGGAAGGCCAACUCAUGUCUGAGGACUAUGGCAAGGACUUGACCAGCGUACAGAACCUUCAGAAGAAGCAUCAGUUGGUGGAAGGCGACAUUGGGUCUCACUCAGACCGAAUUGAAGAGAUCAGAUGCCAGGCGGCAAACUUUGUGGAAUGUGCACAUUUCGAUGCAGACAACAUUAACGACAAGAAGAAGCAAGUUCUGGACAGAUACGAAGCCUUGCAGGCACCAAUAGUCCAGCGACGAAAGAAGCUUGCUGAUGCCCAGCAACUGCAGCAGUUCUUCCAGGAUGUGGAAGACGAAGAAGAUUGGAUCCAUGAAAAGGAACCAUUAGCUGGCUCCACCAAUAGGGGGCGUGAUCUGAUAGGUGUCCAGAACCUGAUGAAGAAGCACCAGGCACUUCAAGCAGAGGUAGCUGGCCACGAGAACCGCAUUGAGGAUGUGUGCAAGCAAGGCAAGGCUAUGGUGGACGAGGGGCAUUAUGCCGCUGAUGAUAUCAAUAACAAGAUCGAGGACUUGAAUGAAAAGUGGAAUAAUACCAAGGAGAAAGCAAACCAGCGCUCGCAGGACUUGGAAGACUCUCUCCAGGCCCAGCAGUACUUUGCCGAUGCCAACGAGGGCGAAUCGUGGAUGAAAGAGAAGGAACCGAUCGUUGGCAGUACUGACUAUGGUAAAGAUGAAGAUGCAAGCGAGGCGCUCCUCAAGAAGCACGAGGCACUCAUGGGAGAUAUUGAGGCGUUCCAGACCAGCAUUGAUGAUCUGAGGGAUCAGGCUCAGUCAUGCAGGCAACAAGAAGCCCCAGUUAUUGAUGACUAUGGCAAAGAGUGUGUCGUAGCUCUUUAUGACUACACCGAGAAGAGCCCACGCGAGGUCUCCAUGAAGAAGGGAGACGUCCUGACCCUCUUGAACAGCAGCAACAAGGACUGGUGGAAGGUCGAGGUCAAUGAUCGUCAAGGAUUUGUCCCUGCUGCAUACGUUAAGAAGAUCGACUCUGGUCUGACAGCCAGCCAAUCGAACUUGGCCGAUGAAUUCACCGUGUCUGUUAGACAAAAACAGAUUGAAGAUCAGUAUGAGCACCUCCUUACACUUGGCAAAAAGAGAAAAGAUAAGCUGAUUGAAUCGAGCCGUGCCUACCAACUUGUCCGUGAAGCCAGCGAACUCGUACAGUGGAUUCAAGAUAAGGAAGAAGCCAUUUCCGUUGAUCGUAAGGACACGUUCAUUACGUGUCAAUCAGCUCCGACGCUUGAGUGGCAACAGGAAACUAUUGCCACCACCGAAGAAACUGCGACUGAUCUAGAGUCAGUCGAGCAACAGCAGAAGAAGUUCGAAGAAUUCCAGCGUGAUCUGAAGACAAAUGAAGCUCGUCUCAUGGAAAUGAACACGAUCGCUGAGACCCUUGAGUCUCUUGGUCAAGCCGAGGCGGCUGAUAAGGUCCGUGGCCAGGUUGCGGUCUUGAAUGAGCGCUGGACGGCCCUUGAACAGGUCACAUGUGAGAAGACAGAGAGCUUGAUGAGCUCACAUGAGGUACAGAGGUACCACAGGGAUGUUGAUGAAACCCUCGACUGGAUCGAUGAGAAAGACAAUGCCCUCAACGUGGAGAAUGUCGGUAAUGAUCUGGCUACUGUACAGCGUCUGCAGCGUAAACACGAGGGUGUUGAGCGAGACUUGGCCGCUCUUGGCGACAAGGUGCGCGACCUUGAUGAGACCGCCAACAGGAUCAUGCAGACCCACCCUGACCAGGCUGAGGGUAUCUAUCACCAUCAGACCGAGCUGAAUGAGAAGUGGAACAACUUGACUGGCAAGGCUGAUGCCAGGAAAUCCAAACUUCUUGACUCUUAUGAUCUUCAACGUUUCCUGAGUGACUACCGUGAUCUGAUGUCUUGGAUCAACAGUAUGAUGGCGCUAGUAUCUUCAGAGGAGCUCGCCAAGGAUGUAACCGGAGCUGAAGCACUUCUGGAGAGGCACCAGGAACAUCGCACUGAAAUCGAUGCCCGUGCCGGUACCUUCCAAGCCUUUGAAAUGUUCGGCAACCAACUUCUCCAGAACAACCAUUAUGCCAGCGAUGAGGUCAAGGACAAACUUGAGAGUCUUGGCCAAUCCCGAGAAGCUCUUGAAAAGGCCUGGAUUUCUCGACGUGUCAAACUUGACCAAUGCCUCGAGAAGCAGCUGUUCCUCCGUGAUUGCGACCAAGCUGAGACCUGGAUGGCCACCCGUGAAGCCACACUUUCCGGAGACUCCGUCGAUGGUGAGAACGUCGACGCAACCAUCAGAAAGCACGAGGAUUUGGAUCGUGCCGUGAACGCACAGGAAGAGAAGAUCGCUUCACUGCAGAACUUUGCCGAGCAGCUUUGCUCUGCUGAUCAUUAUGAUUCCCCUGAAAUUGAGGCAAAGAGAGACGAGGUCUUAGAAAGAUGGAGCCACUUGAAGGAUGCUCUGAUCGAAGAUCGCGCCAAGCUUGGCGAGGCCCAGAGCUUGCAGGCAUUCUCUCGUGAUGCUGACGAGAUGGAGAGCUGGAUUACAGAGAGGAUGAAACUGGCUGUUGAAGAGUCCUACAGGGAUCCAACCAACGUUCAGAGCAAGCACCAGAAGCACCAGGCAUUUGAAGCCGAGCUUGCUGCCAACUCCGAGAGACUCCAGAUGGUUCUCAACAUGGGACAGAACUUGGUUGGAUCUGAUGGGCGGACAGGCACUGAUCUUGUUGAUGGUGAUGGCUGCAUGGGCACUGACGACGCCGUCAAAGCUCGCAUCGUCAACCUGACGGAACAGUGGGAAUACCUCGUAACCAAAUCGACGGAGAAGAGCGAGAAACUGAAGGAGGCCAACCGCCAGGCUGUCUACAAUGCCGCCGUAAAGGACAUGGAAUUCUGGUUGGAUGAAGUCGAGCAUGUGAUCCAAUCUGAUGACUACGGGAAGGAUCUCGCCAGUGUACAGAAUCUUAACAAGAAGCACCAGAUUUUGGAAGCUGAUGUUGAAGCACAUCAGGAUCGUAUGAACGAGCUGAACCGUGUCGCUGAUGAAUUUGUCGAAGCCAAUGCGUUUGAUUCCGAGAAUAUCAUCGAGAGGAAGAAGAACAUUAAUGAGAGAUAUGAAAGAGUAAAGGAGAUCACUGAGCAGCGCCGCAUCCGUUUGAAUGAAGCUCUCAUCCUCCACCAGUUCUUCAGAGACAUUGAUGACGAAGAGGCUUGGAUCAGAGAAAAGAAGCUCCUGGUUGGCUCUGAGGAUUAUGGACGUGACCUGACCGGCGUGCAGAACCUGAGGAAGAAACACAAACGUCUCGAUGCAGAAGUGGGAAGCCAUGAGCCGGCAAUCGAAGCAGUGAAGGAGGCUGGACGCAAGCUGAUGGAGGAGACCACCCUCGGAAGUGAGGACAUAGAAAACAGGAUUGAGCAACUGCAGUCGAGCUGGGAAGAGCUAAGGCAGAUGUCUACCAACAGGGGUCAGAAGCUUGAGGAAUCUCUUGCCUACCAACAGUUCUGCGCCAGCAUCGAAGAAGAAGAGGCGUGGAUCCUAGAGAAGGAGCAUCUUCUCUCUGGGGAAGACUACGGCGACACCCUGGCUGCCGUUCAAGGCCUAAUGAAGAAGCACGAUGCGUUCGCCACCGACUUCAAGGUCCAUGAAGACAGGUGCACCGAGAUCUCAAGGCAGGGCGAGGUGCUCAUCGAAGAGGGUAACUUCCAACAUGAGAACAUCACCAUGCGCUGCGAAGGCCUGAAAGAAAAGCUGAACAACCUGCAGACAGCUGCUAACCGCCGCCGUGGCAAGCUCAUCGACAACUCCGCCUUCCUCCAGUUCAUGUGGAAGACCGACGUCGUUGAGAGUUGGAUUGCCGACAAGGAGACCCAGGUCCGCUCGGAGGAUUACGGCCGUGAUUUGUCAUCUGUGCAGACUCUUCUCACAAAACAAGAAACUUUCGAUGCCGGCUUGCAGGCAUUUGAGAAGGAAGGAAUCCAGACCAUCACGGCUCUGAAGGAACAACUGGUGGAAGCCAAGCAUCACCAGACACCCGCUAUUGAGAAGAGAUACAGUGAUGUCAUCGAAAGGUGGCAGCACUUGUUGGGUGACUCUGAGUCCCGCCGCCAGCGUCUGCUGAAACUCCAAGAGCAGUAUCGCCAAGUAGAAGACCUCUACCUUACUUUCGCCAAGAAGGCCUCAGCCUUCAACAGUUGGUUUGAGAAUGCAGAGGAAGAUUUGACUGACCCAGUCCGCUGCAACUCCGUAGAAGAGAUCAAGGCUCUUCGUGAAGCCCAUGACCAGUUCAAGGCCUCCCUCAGCGCUGCCCAGGCAGACUUUGACCAGCUCGCCUCCCUCGAUAAGCAGAUCAAGAGCUUCAAUGUGGGAGCUAACCCCUACACUUGGUUCACCAUGGACGCCCUGGAAGACACCUGGAAGAACCUACAGAAAAUCAUCAAGGAACGUGACAUGGAGCUUGCUCGUGAGCAACAGCGUCAAGAAGAUAACGACCAGCUGCGUAAACAGUUUGCCCAUGAGGCUAACCAGUUCCACGCAUGGUUGACUGAGACAAGGUCUGAGAUGAUGGAAGGAUCGGGUACUCUUGAGGAACAGCUGGAGGCUGUCAAGCGCAAGUCAGCAGAAGUACGUGCCCAGAAGGGACACCUGAAACGUAUAGAAGAUUUGGGUGCAGCGAUGGAGGAGCGACUCAUCCUGGAUAACCGUUACACCGAGCACAGCACCGUGGGUCUGGCUCAACAAUGGGAUCAGUUAGACCAGCUGGGCAUGAGAAUGCAGCACAACUUGGAGCAACAGAUACAGGCUCGCAACCAGAGUGGUGUAUCAGAAGAUGCCCUGCGAGAGUUCACAAUGAUGUUCAAACAUUUCGACAAGGACAAGUCCGGCAAGCUCGACCAUCACGAGUUCAAGUCUUGUCUGCGUGCCCUGGGUUAUGAUCUACCCAUGGUGGAGGAAGGACAGAUUGAUCCCGAGUUCCAGGCUAUCCUAGAUUCAGUUGAUCCAAAUAGGGAUGGUCUUGUGUCGCUACAAGAAUACAUGGCGUUUAUGAUCAGCCGGGAGACAGAGAACGUGCAGACCAGCCAAGAGGUGAUCGAAGCUUUCCGAGCUCUCACUGCAGAUGGAGAAAAAGCGUAUAUCACUUCGGCAGAGCUCUAUGCAAAUCUACCGAGGGACCAAGCGGACUACUGUCUACGUCACAUGAAACAGUACAUCGACAAGGGCGGUCAUGAAAUACCUGACGCAUACGACUACACCGAUUUUACGCAAACACUUUUCUCGAACUAACCUAACUAGGCCUCCAAGCAUCCUUGUUUGAGGCCGACCAUGGUGUAGGCCUGGUCUGCGAUUAGGCCUACGUAACUGUUUAACUUUAGCAAUCAUUUAGCUGCCCAUAUAUGUGCUUUGUUACGGUUCCAUAAAGGUCCGAGGACUUGUGCAGCUGUCCUGAAGAGUAAAAUUACAAAUGUGCAAUAGUACAUGUAUGUUGAAAGGCAUUUUAGCUUUUCAGAGAGCAUUGGUUAUAUCAUAUAACCUGGUUGGACGCCAAGAUCAACAGAUAUAUUUGGAUUCAAUUUUGAAAAUCUGAAUGGUCAUAAAUUUCUUUUUGGACAAGUUUGCUUCAGUUUGGAAAUGUUUUUGAUGUGACUGUUUUGUGGGAGUUCAAAGACAGAUGGACAACCUGCACUUGUUCUCCGGCUCUCAAGGUAUAUACUUUUCCUCUAUUGCUCUCAAGCAAUCGAAGACUGUUGUUCAGCUCCCUACGAUACAUACCCUUUGUGAAGAAGUUGUUCAUACUAACCAGGACUGAAACUGUGUAUGUCGAGUGAUCAUGCACCUGUUUCAUUUGUGGUUGGCCUGAAUCGACUGUAUAUGGAUGUAGCUUAUCCAUCAUAAGGAUGUAUGCCUUGCAUAUUGGUUAGAUAAUUCUCCUAAUAGGUGUCUGGUCUGUGGUUUUUGUUUUCAAGUUGAUGACGAGCUGUUUGAUGUCAGCUGUUGAAGCAGUGGAUGUAAAUCUAGCUUGUUUUAGGUUUGGAAAGAUUGACUGCUCUCUGUAUAGUCUACGUAGUAAGCUUGAAUACGUAUAUCUGCUGCUGGUGGUUUGGGUGAUGUUUUUCGGAACAAGCUGUAUGCUUUGUAAUCAUUAUAUUGGUAACUGAUUCUCAUGCGUCCUGAUUUAACAUGAAACAAAGAAACCUUAACAAAAGUUGUGUCAAGACGGAGUCCUACAUUAUGAAAAUGAUGAACUGCAGGAUUUUGUCACAGGCAACUGGAUGGAACAGUUGAUACAUAACAUCUGCAGUACUUCGACCGUCCUGUUGACAUCCAUUCACCUGUGAUAAUCUUCUUCCGAAAAAAAUCGAAAAAUAUGACAUGUUUGAUGAAUAUGAAUUGAAAAACUAUAUCUUCUGUAUUCUGUUCUCUGAUUCUCUAGCCAUAUAAUGAUGUACCCAUAGCUUUCAGAUUAGCUAAGAUGUCUCUGUAACUUGGAGUUGGAACCGUAAUAAACAUUUGCUUUCCUCAGAA
Molecule: messenger RNA, 8690 nt
Organism: Lineus longissimus
Lineage: Eukaryota; Metazoa; Nemertea; Pilidiophora; Heteronemertea; Lineidae
Product: spectrin alpha chain-like
Exons: 33
Coding region: 105-7451 (2448 amino acids)
Biological process (GO): actin cytoskeleton organization
Cellular component (GO): cell junction; plasma membrane; cortical actin cytoskeleton
Molecular function (GO): calcium ion binding; actin filament binding
Source: RefSeq, a predicted model, not a curated record